This is a messenger RNA of Cokeromyces recurvatus, 1328 nucleotides long. Its product is annotated as CP2 transcription factor-domain-containing protein. Gene Ontology annotation, molecular function: DNA-binding transcription activator activity, RNA polymerase II-specific; RNA polymerase II cis-regulatory region sequence-specific DNA binding. The transcript is spliced from 5 exons. Gene Ontology annotation, cellular component: nucleus. Lineage: Eukaryota; Fungi; Mucoromycota; Mucoromycetes; Mucorales; Mucoraceae. Bases 99 to 1328 code for a protein of 409 amino acids. Gene Ontology annotation, biological process: regulation of transcription by RNA polymerase II. The record is from RefSeq and is a predicted model, not a curated record.
AUUCAACAAAAAAUAAAAUAAAAGCAACAAAUAUAAAUCAAUCUAUAUCACUUGAAAAAAAAGAAAAAAGGGGGAGAGAAUAAAAGACAGUGUAUAAUAUGUUUAAUAAUAAUCGAAAUCAAUUACUAAGUCCACUGCAGUAUGAAUCCUCGUCGCUUACUACUACUACUACUACUACUACAAAUGGUAGUAAUAUGUCAAAUUCAACUUGUAACAAACUAAAUUAUACUGGAAACAUGAGUCAUCAUCAGCAAUUACUACAGAUGGAUAUGAAUAGUCAUAACAAUAGCGCAUUUUUCCCUUCUGUCUUUGGAGCAACUCAUUCAAAUACAGUGAACAACUAUAAAGAUAUAUACACCAUGUAUCCAUUUUAUUAUUAUCCACGUCAUUUUAAUCAAAAUGACUUUGGAAGACGCAAUAGAAAUUUAACUUAUACACCUUCUUCUGCAACUACAUUAUAUACUAGUUCACCUAUUCAUGUGCCAAAAUUUACUUUAAUGAAUUUUGAAGGAAAUAAUACUAAUAACAGUAAUAAUAAUAAUUAUCAACUUCAACAAAAUGAAUCAUUAUUCAUGAAAGAGUCAAAUACUGUUACUAAACAUUCAAGGGAGUAUUAUCCAGAAAAGGAGGAACUGGAGGAACUGGAGGAAGCUUGUGUGUGUGUUUUAUCUCAAAACUUUCAAAAGAAUCUUCGAAUUCAAGUCAUUUUAGAAGCUGAAACUGCUGUCACAAAAAAAGAUGAAGAAAGUAUUACUUACUUAAAUCGUGGACAAGUAUAUAGUAUCCAACUUAAGGAUAAUCUAUCAAAAAAUCAAGUUAUCACUAGUACAAUAUCAAUUAGCUUUCAUCUCUCUAAACAUCGUGCUAUUACAGAUACAUUUUGGAAAUAUUGGCUUUCACAACAAAGUGAGCCAAAUCCUCGGUUAAUUGAAAUUGAUAAUACUAACUCAAUAGGGGUAACAAACGUAAAUCUAUCAAAUUUCGAUAAAAUUAUAUUCAAUUGGAAUGGUGAAGUUGGUGCUAAAAUAAUGAUUCGUUUCAAAUUCUUGAGCACUGAUUUUACAAAGACAAAAGGCGUAAAAGGAAUUCCAUUAAGGGUACUUAUGAAAAGUCAAUUCCAGGAGAUAAAUACAGAAAUGAUAAACAAUCAUGAAACUAGUUUCUGUACUAUUAAAUUAUUUAGAGACAAAGGUGCAGAGAGGAAGACAAAAGAUGAUUCUAAACAUCGUACUAAACUACUUGAAAAAAUAUAUGGUAAGACAAAUGGACUGUAUGAUAUUACAAAUAGCUGGUUAUUUAAAGAUGUGUUAUUUUUUUUUUAUGUAUAG